Molecule: messenger RNA, 1963 nt
Organism: Daktulosphaira vitifoliae (grape phylloxera)
Lineage: Eukaryota; Metazoa; Arthropoda; Insecta; Hemiptera; Phylloxeridae
Product: coiled-coil domain-containing protein 103
Exons: 4
Coding region: 231-923 (230 amino acids)
Biological process (GO): epithelial cilium movement involved in extracellular fluid movement; determination of left/right symmetry; inner dynein arm assembly
Cellular component (GO): outer dynein arm
Source: RefSeq, a predicted model, not a curated record
AAACAAUAGAGUGCAGUUGUAUAACUUCAUUCAGAGAUGUCAGCUGAAUUAGUAUAAUUGUUUAUAGCUGAUAUUUUGUCAAUAGGAAUUUUUGUUGUAGGUACCUUGGGAACGAUUGUGAUAUAUUGAGGCAUAGUUAUAUCUUUUUGUGAAUUUUUGUUUAUUAUUUUUAAUUAUUUAUCCUCUUCAAAAGAACGCAUAACUUAUUUGACCAAAAUUUUCUGUUUCCCAUGGGUUCUGCUGAUUUUGAAAAUCUCGAAAGUGAACUGUUAGAUAAUGUAGAAAAAGAUGUACGUUAUUGGCAACAGAACGAUGCAAAGAUUAGAGCAGUAAAAAGUGUUUCUACAUAUCAAGAAUUCAGUGAUAUUGUUAAAGCGGCUCAUCUUUGUCCAUUAUCAAAGAAAGAUAUAACAAGAAAGGACAGUUCAUCGUGGAACAACAUUGCUACUCAUAAUAUGCAGGAUAACAAACAUUAUUCAUUUAGUGCUGAGUUAGAUGUCAAGGAUAAUAUUCCUAGCGCUUGUUCUCCAAAAGCUCAAGAGUUUAUUAUGACUUUUCGACGUCUUACUACUGCCAAGUUGAGGUACAGAUAUUUAAGUCUAAAUGGAGCGGAACAUGUAGCUGGUACAUUUAAUAAUGAAGAAAUACCACCAUCAGUUCUUGUUGAAUUACUGGAGACUUUACUUAUAUUUCCUUCUAACAGUGUUUCUGACAUAGUUGCAGUAACUAAACUUUUAGAUGUUAUGACUGGUACCAAAAGGUUUGAAUUGGCAAUAGAAUUUUUGAGUUCAACUGAGCUAGAUACAUUAUGCAAUUUAUUCAAUAAAUUGGAAGAAAGUCUUAAAUUUGGACAGCAAGAUUUGGCUGAACAAGGUGUGACAGAAUGGAGUUUGAGUACUUUAAGAAAGAAGUAUAGAGUAUAAUAUGUUUGUAUUAAAACAUUACAGUACAUAAAUUCAAUAAAUAUAUAUCCUUUAAUCUAUCAUAUGCUUUACAUAUCACUUAAAUUUGUAUAAAAUUACGAAUUUUGUGAUUACUUGUUCCAGUUCCUAACAAAAUUUUGUGUGUUUCCUUUAAUUACUUUUUAGAUAUUUAAUAACCUUUAGCAUAGCAUUGCAAUUAAAGUAUAAAUUACUUAAAUGAAUAAAAGGUUCAAAGAUUUAGUGAAGGGAUUAACUAAUAUUAUUUUCUAAUUUUUUUUAUAAAUAAUUUCUAUAAUAUUUAAAUGAGUAAUUUGUUUUAUAAAUCAUGUGACUUUAAAAAUAUUCUAAUUAUCAGCAUUAUUUAUUUUCUAAAAAGUGUUUCUAACACUUAUUCAGUUCUCUGUGAAUUCAUAAAAUAUAUGAUAAUUUAUUCACUAUAAUAUACUUAUUGUUUUAAGUAAAAAUUUGGCCCCUUCACAUGUUUCAAUUAUAUCUUGUGGUUUUAGAAAUACAUAAUAAAAAUAAAUAUUAAAUCAUAUUAAGUAAUUUUUUUAAACCUAUAUUUCAAAACUAAAUAAAAUGCUAUAUAUUAGAAUUACCUAAUCAAAACUUAACUUAAUAUUUAUAAAUUUGAAUAUAAAAAAAUAUGUGGUGUAAGAUGAAAUUUUUUUUUUAAUUUUAAUGUCUUUUAAGAUAAGAUAUCUUACAAAAUGAGGCUUUUACGAUUCCUUGAAAUAAAUUAAUAAAUUAGGUUAGUACAUAAUGAAUUUAUAUUAUUUAAUCAUUAUUUAUUGUUUAACAUUAUUAUACUAUACAAACACUUAAGAAAUAUUCAGUUUGUAACUUUGUUAUUGUGUUAUUAAUUAUUAUUAUUUAUUUAAAAAAGACUGAUACAUGAAAUUGAUAUCCUCUAUUCAAUCUCAUUCAUACUUUAUUAUUGUGUAAUUCAGCUUGAUAUAUGUUAACAUAUGUUUGUACUUGUUUUUAACUAUUCAAUGAUGUUUUCAAUUAUUACAAAAUAAAAUAUUUCUACAUAUUAA